GCUACAGCUAAGCUGCUGGCUUUGGGCGUGGGCUGCGGUAAUCAGAGCGCUGUUUCCCCCUCAGUACAUUGUUUGCGUUACAUCCGAACCUCACCGGUAGUUCGCUGUACAGGCUUGGCGGCGGACGGUGCCUGUCAGAGAAAUUGCUCGUUUGAAAUGCCAAUAAUUUCCAGUCGUGUAAAAUCUUAAAUUCCAGCAGUGGUAUGUUUGCAUCAACGAGAUUGAGGUUUUUAAGGCUAUUCAGAGAACUGUCGACACAUUAUUGACUUGUCUUCAGGGUAACCUAUACAUCACGAUCUGUCCUCGAAGGGAACGCCAGCAUCGUAUUUUAAUUUUCUACUACGGCUGGGAGGAUGACAGAGUACAAACUAGUGGUGGUUGGGGCUGGAGGUGUGGGCAAAAGUGCCCUCACCAUCCAACUUAUCCAGAACCACUUUGUUGAUGAGUAUGACCCUACUAUUGAAGACUCCUACAGGAAGCAAGUGGUGAUCGAUGGGGAGACAUGUCUCCUGGACAUAUUGGACACAGCUGGACAGGAGGAGUACAGUGCAAUGAGAGACCAGUACAUGAGGACGGGAGAGGGCUUCCUCUGUGUCUUCGCCAUCAACAACACCAAGUCCUUUGAAGACAUCCACCAGUACAGGGAACAGAUCAAAAGGGUGAAAGACUCUGAUGACGUGCCCAUGGUGCUUGUGGGUAAUAAAUGUGACCUCCCUGCACGUACGGUGGACACCAGGCAAGCUCAAGAAUUGGCUCGGAGUUAUGGCAUCCCUUAUAUUGAAACAUCUGCCAAGACGAGACAGGGAGUGGAGGAUGCUUUUUACACACUUGUCCGUGAAAUCAGACAGCAUAAGCUGAGGAAGCUGAAUCCACCGGAUGACAACGGCCAAGAUUGCAUGAACUGCCGAUGUGUGGUGUCAUGACCAAGUAACCUGUGACAAUUGGAGAGGACUUUUGAAGAAGCUGCACUGCUCCAACACUGCAAUGCCUCCCACAAGCUAGAGGUCGGGACUACAGACUGUGUAAAAGGAAACUAUUUUUUUGUCAGCGCUAGUGGAUUUAAGAGUCCACACCUGUCUGCUGAGGGACAUCUGACUCUGGCCUUUACUGGAGCAAAAAAAUAUUACCUCAAAGACUAGUCUAAACACUGGGCUUGCUUGGACUGUGUUAAGGACUGCCGUACUAAAAUAUGUUAUCCACAUUACAAUACUAUCUACUCUCAACUGGAAACAAUAGAUGACAAAAUAACCUUGCUUAUCACCUCAUCAGCUUUGGGCUUUUCAUCAUCAGACCAAAUGAGAGUAUAAUUGCUACAUUACUUGGAUUUGCAAACAUGAUAAUGCUUAGACUAGCAAAAUGUAAUGACAUGGGGAAAAAUAUAUGACUUGUAUACCAUUUGCUGGUAGGAGCCUAACUCAGUGUCAUGUACAUAUUUACUGAUUUCUCUUGCAAAGAGGCUCUUCACUGAUAUACUUAAAAUCUUAUGAGCUCCAGUACAAUAGUUCACAAUGGUGAUUACAAGGUACAGUGAUAUAAGGAACACACCUGUGGUAUAUCAUCGAUUUGCACAUGGCAUAGGACUGUGUUUAAAGUGUUGGCAGGCAUAUUUCAUAUUUCAAGUGAUCCUCUUCUUCACUAUCCCUUAGUUUCUAGUUAAAUGACAACAGAUAUCAAUGUAAAAAAACAAGCAGAAUUCUAAUGACAAACAUUUGACAAGGUUUGUCUGUAAUAUGUGAUGGUUUCUGGAGCACUGAAAUGUGCCAGUAGAUUAUUUGUCAGAGGGCAGACUCUUAACUGAAUUGCACAUAUUGCAACCUUAAAAGCCUAAGGCACUGUUUCUGUUUAUCACUGUGCUCGAUUUCUGCUCAGGGCAUAGGGUUGAAACAUUGUAGUUCGGUUUGGAGUCUCUUGUGUUACUGUAAAUGGGUUUUCUUCACAUAUUUUUUUCUUCCCUAUCAUUGUACCACUAAAUUUGUGCCUCUUUCCCCACCCCCACACUGUCUUAUUAUUCAAAAACAAGGAUAAUGUGCUCUGAUGUUAAAGAUGCAAGUGCAGAAAUAUUAAAAUUAGUGGUCUGUUA
Molecule: messenger RNA, 2080 nt
Organism: Electrophorus electricus (electric eel)
Lineage: Eukaryota; Metazoa; Chordata; Actinopteri; Gymnotiformes; Gymnotidae
Gene: hrasb
Product: HRas proto-oncogene, GTPase b
Biological process (GO): signal transduction
Cellular component (GO): membrane
Molecular function (GO): GTP binding; GTPase activity
Source: RefSeq, a predicted model, not a curated record